This is a messenger RNA of Parathielavia appendiculata, 237 nucleotides long. RefSeq lists its product as uncharacterized. The record is from RefSeq and is a predicted model, not a curated record. NCBI's taxonomy places the organism in Eukaryota, Fungi, Ascomycota, Sordariomycetes, Sordariales, Chaetomiaceae. The transcript has a single exon. The annotation marks the transcript as partial.
GCAGCAUUUCUGUCGUACCUGUCGGCCUGCUCGACGGCAGAAAACAGGGCGAACCGGCUGUCGGACGAGGCGAUCCACGUGGUGAGCGGCUUCCUGGUAGUCGGCUUCCCGCACGUCGUCGAUUGCCUCUGGCCAUCGAAUGAUGGGGUCUGUGUGGAGGUGGCGGGCGGGUUCUACUCGUCGCUCUUUGAGCAAGGGGGUCGCGGUGGCAGGACGGACAGAUGGCGGCGGCAUUGA